AUGGUGUCUGCUUCCAAAGCUGCUCGUAUGGCCAAGCGUGGCGAUGACGGCAAGAAGAAGACCCUCAAGUCCAAGAAGGGUACCUCGACCCCCGGUGACGAGACCCCCAUGCUCGAUGGCGACGGAAACCCUUUGCCCGUCGAGGAUCAGCCUGCCACCUCCGCUGAGAAGCUGAAGGAGGUUGAGAAGCUGACCGCACAAAUGGACAAGCACGGUCUCUCGGACCGUGUCACCACUGGUGUCCUCUCCUCCCUGGAGUCCUCCCGCGACGUCAAGAUCACUUCCGCCUCCCUGGUGUUCCACGGCAAGGUCCUCAUCACCGACUCCACCCUUGAACUGAACUUCAGUCGCCGUUACGGUCUCUUGGGUGAGAACGGUUGCGGAAAGUCCACCCUUCUCAAGUCCAUCGCCACUCGCGAGUUCCCUAUCCCUGAGCACAUUGAUAUCUACCUGCUCAACGAGGGUGCUCCCCCCACCGACCUCGGUGCCCUUGAGUGGGUUGUUACUGAGGCUCAGAACCAGCUUGACCGCAUGGAGAAGCAGGCCGAGGAGAUCUUGGAGAAGGAGGGCCCUGACAGCCCUAUCCUCGAGGACCUUUACGACCGUAUGGACAAGAUGGAUCCCUCGACCUUCCACACCCGUGCCUCCCUGAUCCUGACGGGUCUUGGUUUCAACAAGCAGACCAUCCACAAGAAGACCAAGGACAUGUCCGGUGGUUGGCGUAUGCGUGUGGCCCUUGCCAAGGCCCUCUUCGUCAAGCCUUCUCUCCUCCUGCUGGACGACCCCACUGCUCACUUGGAUCUCGAGGCCUGUGUGUGGUUGGAAGAAUACCUGAAGAAGUGGGAGCGCACCCUGAUCCUGGUCUCCCACUCCAUGGAUUUCUUGAACGGUGUCUGUACCAACAUGAUCGAUAUGCGCAUGAAGCAGCUCCUUUACUAUGGUGGUAACUACGAUUCGUACCACAAGACCCGUGCCGAACAGGAGACGAACCAGAUGAAGGCCUACCACAAGCAGCAGGAAGAAAUUGCCCACAUCAAGAAGUUCAUCGCCUCCGCCGGUACUUACGCCAACUUGGUCCGUCAGGCCAAGUCCCGUCAGAAGAUUCUCGACAAGAUGGAGGCCGACGGUUUCAUCCAGCCCGUCAUUCCUGACCGUGUCUUCAGCUUCCGCUUCGCUGAUGUCGAGAAGCUCCCCCCUCCCGUCCUGUCCUUCGAUGAUGUCUCUUUCUCCUACUCUGGCAACUGGGAUGACACUCUGUACGAGCACCUUGACUUCGGUGUCGACAUGGACUCCCGUACUGCUCUGGUCGGACCCAACGGUGUCGGCAAGUCCACUCUGCUCCGUCUGAUGACCGGCAAGCUCAGCCCCAUCGGUGGUAGUGUCAGCCGUCACACCCACUUGAAGCUCGGCAUGUACAGCCAGCACUCCGCUGAACAGCUGGACCUGACCAAGUCUUCCUUGGAGUUCGUCCGUGACAAGUUCCCCGAGAAGUCCCAGGACUACCAGUACUGGCGCCAGCAGCUCGGCCGCUACGGUCUGAGCGGCGAGUCCCAGACUGCUCUGAUGGGCACUCUGUCUGAGGGUCAGAAGAGCCGUAUCGUUUUCGCUCUGUUGGCUAUUGAGUCGCCCAACAUGAUUCUCCUGGACGAGCCUACCAACGGUCUCGAUAUCCCCACCAUCGACAGUUUGGCCGAUGCCAUCAACGCCUAUAGCGGAGGUGUCGUGGUCGUCUCCCACGAUUUCCGUCUCCUCGACAAGAUCGCCAAGGACAUCAUGGUCUGCGAGCACAAGACCGUCACUCGCUGGGAUGGCACCAUCGGACAGUACAAGAACUACCUCCGCAAGAAGAUGAUCGACCAGGGUGCUGUCUAA
Molecule: messenger RNA, 1872 nt
Organism: Aspergillus aculeatinus CBS 121060
Lineage: Eukaryota; Fungi; Ascomycota; Eurotiomycetes; Eurotiales; Aspergillaceae
Product: ATP-binding cassette family ATPase ARB1
Exons: 2
Coding region: 1-1872 (623 amino acids)
Molecular function (GO): ATP binding; ATP hydrolysis activity
Source: RefSeq, a predicted model, not a curated record